Molecule: messenger RNA, 2315 nt
Organism: Hydra vulgaris (swiftwater hydra)
Lineage: Eukaryota; Metazoa; Cnidaria; Hydrozoa; Anthoathecata; Hydridae
Product: glycoprotein 3-alpha-L-fucosyltransferase A
Cellular component (GO): membrane
Molecular function (GO): fucosyltransferase activity
Source: RefSeq, a predicted model, not a curated record
AAAAACACAAACAUUUGUAAUAACUUUAGUAUGUUUGUUUUAAUAAAACAGAUUUAUAACAAUGAAGAUAACUUUAAGGAAAACACUAACUUGUACAGCUUUAUCAUGCUAUGCUUUAUUUAUUUACAAAAUUUUUAUAACUUCGUAUUAUUUUAUGUCAUGGAUAUCUGAAAACAACACUAAAAGAGGUUAUAAAACGUAUCUCAAAAAAAAUAAAUGGAAUGAUGUUGAUAAAGCAAACAUCAAAAAUAAUAUCUCAUACGUCGGCUACGAAAAAAAAUUUCAAAAUUAUGAGUUAGUUAAAGGUUAUGUAGCAAACAUUAGAAACAAUAAAUUAGUUGAUAGCUUUGAAACAGAUAUACAAAAUAAUAGCUCCGUUCCUGUUUUUGAAACGAACUUCAAAAAAAAUCAAGUUGAUGCUAGAAAUAAAAUCACAAUCAACAACUCAGGUUUUUAUAAAAAAUGGAAAAAGAAAAACGACUUUGAUGUAGCUUAUGAAACAAACACCAAAAAAAUAAAAUUAGAUGUUGGCGAUAAAACGAACUUUAAAAACAAUUAUUUAAAUGAUGAUUAUAAAAAAAGCAGGAAUAAAAAUAGAUUAAACCAUGUUGGCUAUAAAGAGAGGACAAAAUAUAAUGUCUUUAGCAUUAGCAAUAAAACGAAAACUGAAAAUAACAACGUAAAUAUUAUUUCCAAAACAAAUAAAAAAGUUAUUGACAUUAAACUUAAAAUGAUACAAAGCAAACCCAUAAAAAUAACGCAAAAUAUUAGAACAGAUUGGACGGAUAUGAUUAAAGUUCACCAAAAUAUAUAUAAUAAAUUUACAGAUAAAGAGCUUCAAAAUUAUUUUGCGCAAGAGCGAAUAUCAAAUAAAUUGUUUGAAAAUCCAUUAGAUAUUACUUCCGAUUUCAAUCUUUUAAAAAGUUUGUUUCCGAAUCCGAUUGAACAUCGAGAUAGAGUGAUUGGUCAACUGCUACUUAAACUAAAGACAAAUGAAACAAAAAUCAUACUGACCUACAAUCAGGAUAUAAUCAGUAAUGCUAAACUAAAAAAGUGCAAUGUUAACAAAUGUAUUGUUAAAACAAAUAUUAGUGAACUUUCAUCAGCUGAUGUUGUUUUAUUUGAGAGUUCACAUUCUUUGCGCACUAUAAAAAAGCAUAAAAAAAAUCAGGUUUGGAUAUUAUAUCAGCUUGAAUCUCCAUUAAAUAGUGCAAUUCAAGUGGCUAAAAAUUUAAUUAAUUGGACUGCAACUUACCGUCGUGAUAGCGUCAUUAGUACACCCUACGAACGUUUCACUCCAUAUCUAAAUGUUAGCAAAUUUCCUAAAAAUCCAUUGCGAAAUUACGCUUUAAAUAAAACAAAAUCUGUUGCUUGGUUUGUAUCUAAUUGUGCUGAUGAUAACGGCCGCUCCAUUUUAGCAAAAAAACUUAGUAAAUACAUUAAGGUAGAUAUUUACGGACUUUGUGGCACAUUAGAAUGUCAAAGGAGUGACGUAGAUUGUUUCAAAAAAUUAAAAAGAGAGUACAAGUUUUACUUGUCUUUUGAAAACUCCAAUUGCAAAGAUUACGUCACUGAAAAGUUGUUUUGGAACGCUUAUGAAAAUGAUGUUGUACCAGUUGUUAUGGGAGCUCAUCCUAAUGAAUACAAAAGGAUUGCUCCCCCUCACAGUUAUAUUCAUGUGGACGAUUUUCCAUCAGUAAAAGAUCUUGCAAAGUAUUUAAAUUUUCUCGAUCAAAAUGACAUAUAUUAUAAUCAAUACUUUUUAUGGAAAAAUACUGGAUCGUUUAUCGACACUAAAUUCACAUGCCGGUUAUGUGCGAUGGCACAUUUGGCACCCAUGUUUCCGAUGUGGUAUUCUAACCUAAAUAGUUGGUGGAGUGAAACAUGUCUAGUAAAUACCAAGAUUGCAUCUUGGAAAAAUGAGAAAGAAAUAAAGUCUUAUGCAAAGCAUAUAAAAUAUGGAUACAAACGCAAAUAAUAAACCUAUUUACAAAAGUAGAUAAUUUUAUUGACACUAAAGAUCACAGCUACAUUCUUUAAUAAAUGUACUUGUGACUUUUGAGGUUUUCGAUUUUAUCUCUUUAACAUCUAUUUUUUUCUACCUUUUACGCUUUAUAUUUUUGAUAUAUAAAAACAUUAUCUUUUGGUCCGUGGUUGCAGGUUAUGAAGCUUUAGUUGGAGUGAACCCUGGCUUUUAUAGAUAUUUGCAUGUUGUUUCUGUAUAUAAUACACAACAACAAUAAUGUCAACUGUCUGCAGUAGAAUAAACCAUAACAUAAAUAUGUUAUAAAAAGUAACUAAAAUAUUUUAAAUAA